UCCUUCAAUUCACUUCCUGACACAUACACUAUUCCAAUGUACCUACCAUCAGGCAUUUUAAUUUCCCAAUCACCAAAAAAAUACUUAUAAUUCACCACAAUAGCAUUCAUGAAAUGUUUACAGUGUUAAUUAUCUACGAAAAGAGGUAAUACUCUGGGGUAAUUGCCAGGUAUGGAUGAUUGGCAAAUUUGGACAUUCUUCAGAUAUGAGCAGCAGAACCUACUCCGAAUGUGUGAACCAAUGAUAUCCAUACUUGCAGAUAUGUAAAUAUAGCAGUAUAUUUCAGUGAUAAAAUAGAGCUUUUUCAGAGCAGAAUGGACUUAUGGUAUAAAGUUGUUUUGUAUUUUAUUGCUCUGUUUGGGAGUGGACAGUUCGUAGUGCAUAAAGGACUAGUUCCCAGAGAAAAUGGUAAUUUAUCUGAUUCGUCUUCUGUAUAUUCUGAUUACGAUGAUUCUCCAAAAGAUUUUGGUAGUAAAAGCUGCAUAUUAUCGAAAUUACCCACACUCUCCUCUAAGUUUGUAAUUUUUCCAAGAGACUACUUCCAACGGAAGAAAACAACUAAAUUACCUACAGAAGUAUCCACUAAACGUACCAAACUACGUAAAAAAACUACAAGGCGUCAUGUACCUACAUCGGUGUCAACUGAAAAUAUUCAAAUUAAUAAGCAUAAUGUGACUCACCCUACUCAUAUACCAAAAAUACGACCAAUUAUCUUGAAGAAAAAGCAUGCAGUCAAUUCAACGAAAUUUCAUUUGAAUAAAGUACCUCGAAGUCUUCUGACUAAUUUUACUAAAACUCGUCGAACCAAAACACCAACUAACACACCUAGUAUACAGGAAAUUCCACUUGUCACAAUCCCAUCCACAGAAAGUAUGAUAUCAGAUCAGAAUUGGUCACCUACGAAAGAAACCACAGUGGCUUAUACGCAGAUAGUGAUAACAACACCACCAGAAACAACAGUAUAUGGAAACUUGAUAACAUCGUCAGUUGAUGCUCUAGACGACAAGAAUUUCGAAUUUUCAUCUCAACCGUAUGAUGAUCAAGACGAUACCAAGUUAUUGUUGAGCAGCAGGAGGGAUCAUUACAGCACGAAAGAUAUCUCAGACACAUGGUAUCCUUACAAUUCUACAUCUCUUCCGAGUAUAUCAACGGAAUGUCACAUUAUUACAACUGAUAAUGAUAUUUCAAGUGUUUCUUCUACUAUAUCGAGCACCUCUUAUCAUUCUUCAUCCUAUUUCACAACUUCAACAACUUCUACAACUCCUACAACAUCAAUAACAACCGAAACUACAAAGUUUUCUGCUCUAACAUCAUCACCAACUCCUGGAAUCUCUUCAACUGCCUCAACGCCGAAAAAGCGCAAUUCCAAAUUGAUUAGGAGUUCUUUGCUUCCUUUGGUUAUGAUAGGAAACAAAUUUUAUCAUCUGCAAACCGAUAUUAAGGUGAAUUUCUUCGGUGCUUUCCAUUUUUGUAAAAAAUAUGGCAUGGAGUUGUUGAGUAUAGAGAACAGGAAAGAAGAAGUUGCGAUAGCAAAUUUCUUAAACGAAUCUAGAAUCGGUGAAAUAUGGACUUCUGGCACAGAUUUGGCGAAAGAAGGAAAAUUUAUUUGGCUCUCAACUGGAAAGCCGUUCGACUAUACUGCUUGGGGACCAAAUCAACCAGAUAACUUUGGUUCAAUUGAAGACUGUGUACAAAUAAUUAUGCGCCCCCUCUUCUCUGAUUAUUUCGCUUGGGAAGAUGUAUUCUGUGACCUUCCAUCCUCUUUCAUUUGUGAAGUUUCCACUUGUACAGAUUUUUGCAUGAAUGAUUGAAAUAUCAGCUAUAAGUCAAUAUUAGAGCAAUUGCUUUGAUGAACUACUUUUGAAUGAAAUAGGUUAUUUACAUUAUGAACAUAAAUCUUGUAAUAAACUGUCAUAUAAUAAAGU
Molecule: messenger RNA, 1925 nt
Organism: Harmonia axyridis
Lineage: Eukaryota; Metazoa; Arthropoda; Insecta; Coleoptera; Coccinellidae
Product: cell wall protein DAN4-like
Exons: 5
Coding region: 315-1811 (498 amino acids)
Biological process (GO): biological process involved in interspecies interaction between organisms
Cellular component (GO): external side of plasma membrane
Molecular function (GO): carbohydrate binding
Source: RefSeq, a predicted model, not a curated record